AUGCAAAAAAUGCUCCCAACAAAGCCUCUGGUUAAAUUAUCAUAUCUCUACUUGAAACCGUCGAUACCUUCGUCUACUAAUCAUAUAAUUUUAAAUCUUCAUGGUUUCCUGGGAAGCAAAUCUAAUUUUCAUUCAAUUAAUAGAAGACUUUCCAAGGCCAUUAAUGCACAUAUCUUUACAUUUGAUCUACGGAACCAUGGCGAAUCAGAAUUAGCUCAUCCACUUGACUAUGAAACCUUAGCAAAUGAUUUCAUUCAUUUUCUUGGCUCCAAUGAAAAGCAAUUUAAGAAUAAGUCAAUCGAUAUCAUUGGCUACUCUAUGGGUGGUAAAGUGGCCCUUUUGAGCUCUUUGAAGUUGAAUAAGUCAAAGAACUUCCAAAUUAGAAAAAUUAUAAGUGUGGAUAUGCCGCCUUACGAGGUUGCGGCUCUUCCUGCUGAGAUAUACAAGAAAGUUGACGCUAUCAAAUAUAUCAAUCUCGGUGCUAUCAAAAUCAAAUCAAAUAAAGAUGGAUCUUGGAAAGUCAAAUUGCUCGAAAUGUUAGGUCCUUAUUUCACUGCUGGAUUCAUGAAAGUAAGAGCUAAUUAUAAAGGGGGAGGCUUGGUCAAAUAUUACUUGCCCUUAGAAGAAUUUCCAAGUUUGUUUGACGAUUUGAAAGAUUGGCCUGUUACUGAAGAAAAAUCCAACGCUGAUGUCCUCUUUAUAAGGGCAUUGAAAUCUAAUUUAAUAAAAGAUGAUUAUUCUCUUUUGGAGAGGAACUUUAAAAGGGUUAAGGUCAAAGAAUUUGAUUCUGACCAUAAUAUUCUCUUCAAUAAUUUUGAAAAUUCAAUUACUUGUAUAAUAGACUUCCUACAGGAUAAAUUUUGA
Messenger RNA from Kazachstania africana CBS 2517, 864 nucleotides. It is a transcript of the gene EAT1, whose product is annotated as putative hydrolase. Bases 1 to 864 code for a protein of 287 amino acids. Lineage: Eukaryota; Fungi; Ascomycota; Saccharomycetes; Saccharomycetales; Saccharomycetaceae. Gene Ontology annotation, cellular component: mitochondrion. The record is from RefSeq and is a predicted model, not a curated record. The transcript has a single exon.